Molecule: messenger RNA, 5234 nt
Organism: Arabidopsis arenosa
Lineage: Eukaryota; Viridiplantae; Streptophyta; Magnoliopsida; Brassicales; Brassicaceae
Source: the annotation of a GenBank genome assembly
UCUAUUUUCGUGCCUUCUAAGCCAAGUUACGUAUUUAGGUUAUUUCCAACAUAACUCAGGUUAGUUCUUGCUGUUGCUUCGAUGAAUAAUCUUAUAGAAAGACGAAGGGUCAUGGACCAGAACGAGAAAACAAGUCUGGUCGAUAGAGUAUUUUCUUGGUCUAUCAAAGAUAUUCUCAAUAAAGAUCUCUACAAGCAAAAGUUAAAGACAGUACCAGACAAGUUUAGAUCCGUUGAUGAAUAUUAUCAAUGUUUUGUUCCUCAUCUACUCGUGGAAGCACAUACCGAGUUGUUCUCAAGCUUCAAAUCUGUAUCGAAAUCUCCUGUUGUUCAAAUACGUUCUAUGGAGACAAAGAUGAAGCAAUCAAGUGGAAGCUCAUCAAACAAGUUGGUCUAUGAUAUAACCUUAAAGGCCGCAGAGGGUUUAAGUGCCAAGUACCAGCCAAAAUGUGGAGAUCUUAUUGCUCUAACAACGGAAAAGCCAAGACGGAUCGAUGACUUGAACCCUUUACUUCUCGGUUAUGUAUUUUCUUCAGAUGGUGAUCUUAAAAUCUCUGUUCAUUUGUCUAGAUCGAUAUCACUUGUUGAGAACUAUCGCUUCGGUGUUUUCCUCAUGACUUUAACGACAAACACUCGAAUUUGGAAUGCUUUGCACAACGAAGCUGACACAUCGACUCUAAUCAAGAGUGUGCUUCAGGCAAAUACUUUGGGUACAGAACAAUGUUUUUGUUCUGGUAAUGAUUUUGAGAGAUCUGACCUUGUUUUGGAUAUAAUCCGUUCAACGAAAUUGAACUCUUCCCAAGAGGCUGCAAUCUUGGGGUGCCUUGAGACAAGAAACUGUAGUCAUAAGAAUAGUGUGAAAUUGAUUUGGGGACCUCCUGGAACAGGCAAAACAAAGACGGUCGCGACUCUUCUCUUGUCCCUUCUCAAACUAAGGUGUAAAACAGUUGUGUGUGCUCCUACAAACACAGCUAUUGUACAAGUUGCAUCAAGGCUCUUGUCUGUAUUUAAGGAAAAUUGUUCAUCAGAGCAUGCUACUUACAGGCUGGGGAAUAUUGUUCUAUCUGGAAACCGGGACAGAAUGGGGAUUAACAAGAACGAUCAUGUUCUUCUUGAUGUGUUUCUUGAUGAGCGUAUUGAAGAAAUUGAAAGAAUGGAGGAAGAAGCUGAAAGGCAAGAAGUUGUUGUUAACAUUCCUACGUUUGGAGAAUUCGUAAAGAAGAAUUUUAAUAGCUUAAGUGAAGAAGUGGAGACAAGCAUGGUUGAUUUGUACACACAUCUUCCCAAGUCUUACUCAUCUCAAGAUGUGAAGAAAAUGAUUGCUUCCCGUCAAGCUCUUCAACGUGUCAGAUAUUUCUUGCAGGAGAAUUCUUCUAGAGUUGAUUUCAAAGAAGGAAAUUUCAAAUUUGAUUGCUUCAAAAGACUCAUCAGUGUUGAUUGCCUUGAGGCUCUACGUUUACUUCCAAAACGUUUUGAGAUACCCGACAUGUUGGAAAACGAAGAUAUUAGGAAAUUUUGUCUACAAAACGCGCAUAUAAUCCUCUGUACGGCUUCCGGUGCUGCUGAAAUGAAUCCGGAAAGGACAGGAAAUAUAGAACUUCUUGUGGUUGAUGAGGCGGCUCAGCUUAAGGAAUGUGAAUCAGUUGCUGCAUUGCAACUUCAGGGACUGCGUCACGCCAUUUUGAUAGGAGAUGAGUUUCAAUUACCCGCAAUGGUUCAUAAUGAGAUGUGUGAAAAGGCGAAAUUCGGAAGAUCUUUGUUUGAAAGAUUGGUUUUGCUUGGUCAUAGCAAACAUUUGCUUGAUGUUCAAUAUCGAAUGCAUCCUUCGAUUAGUCGUUUCCCUAAUAAAGAGUUCUAUGGUGGGAAAAUCAAAGAUGCUGCGAAUGUUCAAGAAAGUAUUUAUCAAAAGAGGUUUCUUCAAGGAAACAUGUUUGGUUCUUUUUCUUUUAUCAAUGUUGGACAUGGAAAAGAAGAGUUUGGUGAUGGAUAUAGUCCAAAAAACAUGGUUGAGGUUGCUGUCAUUUCGGAAAUCAUUUCCAAUCUUUUCAAAGUUUCAAGUGAAAGAAGGAUGAAGAUGAGUGUUGGAGUGGUUUCACCUUAUAAAGGACAAGUGAGAGCAAUCCAAGACAGAAUCGGAGAUAAGUACAGUUCCUUAUCUGGUCAACUUUUCACUUUGAAUGUUCGGUCGGUAGAUGGGUUUCAAGGUGGUGAAGAAGACAUUAUCAUCAUCUCUACCGUUAGAAGCAACGGUAAUGGAAAAGUGGGAUUUCUCAACAACCGUCAAAGAGCCAAUGUGGCACUGACUCGAGCAAGGCAUUGUUUAUGGGUGAUUGGUAAUGAGACAACUUUGGCUCUAAGUGGUUCGAUUUGGGCUAAACUGAUAAGUGAGUCUAGGACACGUAGAUGUUUUUACGAUGCUGCAGAUGAGAAGAAUCUAAGAGAUGCCAUGAAUGAAGCUUUGCUUGAGGAUGUGUCUUCAAGUUUUGGAUCUCUUUCUAUCAGGAGUGUUGCUUUGAUGGACAGUAAAGAGAUACGAAAGCUCUUGGAAAAAAACGAGCAGACAAGUCUAUUCGCUAGACUAUGUUCUUGGUCAAUCAAAGAUAUCCUCAACGAAGAUCUCUACAAGGAAAAGAUAAAGACAAUACCAGACAGAUUUAGUUCCGUUGAUGAAUACGUUCAGUGUUUUGUUCCUCAUUUACUCGAGGAAACACGAACCGAGUUGUUCUCGAGCUUCAAAUCUUUAUCGAAAGCUCCCGUCUGUCAAAUACUUUCUAUGGAGACAAAGAUAAAUGAAUUUAGUGGAAGGUCAUCGAUCAAGUUGUUCCAUGAUAUAAAACUAAUGGAUUAUGCAGACGACAAAAGUGAAAAGUACGAGCCAAAGUGUGGAGAUAUUAUUGCAUUGAGUCCUCUGAGUUUGACAGAGGAUAGGCCAAGAAUCGAUGACUUGAAUCCUUUACUUCUAGGCUACGUUUUCUCUGUGUAUGGUGAUUAUAAAGUCUCUGUUCACUUCUCUCAGAGUGAGAAACAUUCAUUUCGUUCAGGUAUAUUUCUCAUGACUUUAACCACAAACACUCGAAUUUGGAACGCUUUGCACAACGAAGUUGCCGAUUCUACUCUAAUCCAGAGUGUGCUUCAAGAAAAUACUCUGGCUACAGAACAAUGUUUUUCUUGUGGAAAUGAUGAUGAUGGUUCUGAUUCUGACAGUGUUUUCGAUAUAAUCCGUUCAGCAGAACUGAACUCUUCCCAAGAAGCUGCAAUUUUGAGUUGCCUUAAGACAAGAAAUUGUAAUCACAAGAAGAGUGUGAAACUGAUAUGGGGACCUCCUGGUACUGGCAAAACAAAGACGGUCGCGACUCUUCUCUCUGCUCUUAUCCAACUAAAGUGCAAAACAGUUGUGUGUGCUCCUACAAACACAGCUAUUGUUGCGGUUGCAUCAAGGUUAUUGGCUUUAUCUAAGGAAACAAUUGUGUGUGCUCCUACAAACUCUGCUAUUGCUGAAGUGGUAUCGAGGUUCUCGUCCUUAUUCUAUGGAACUUCUACAUUAGAACGUACCACGUAUGGUAUGGGGAAUAUAGUUCUAUCUGGAAACCGCGAAAGAAUGGGGAUUAAGAACAAUAAAGUUCUUCUCAAUGUGUUUUUCAAUGACCGCGUUAGUAAACUUGGUAGACUGUUUUUAUCUACUUGUGGAUGGAAGAAGAGGUUGGAGUCAAUCAUAGAUUUUCUUGAGAACACAGAGGCUAAGUAUGAGCAACAUGUACAUGAAUUAGAAGAACUUCAAAGGAUUUUGGAAGAGGAGAAGAAGAAGAAGAAAGAAGAUGAAAAGAAGAAAGAAACCGAAAAGAAGAAGGAAGAAGCUGAAACUAAGAAGGAAGAUGAUGAGAGUGUGAAGGAAGAAGUUGUAAACUUUCCUACAUUUGGAGAUUUUGUGAAAAAGAAGUUAUAUGUCUUAAGUGAAGAAUUGGGGAAAGAUAUGGUUGAUUUGUGCACUCACCUGCCUAAGUCUUUCAUUUCAUCUAAAGAUGUGAAGAAUAUGAUAGCAGCCCGCCAAGCGCUUCACCGUGUUAGAGAUUUCUUGCAGGAGAAUUCAUCUAGAGAUGAUUUCAAGAAAGGUGGUUUCAGAUUCAAUUGCUUUAACAAACUCAUCAGUGUUGACGCUAUUGAGGCUCUAUGUCUACUUCCAAAAUGUUUUGGGAUUUUUGGCUUAGAAAAUUAUGAAGAUAUUAGGAAAUUUUGUCUACAAAAAGCAGACAUAGUAUUCUGCACAGCCUCAAGUGUUGCCAAUAUGAUUCCGGCAAGGAUAGGCUCUGUUGAUCUUCUUGUGGUUGAUGAGGCAGCUCAGCUUAAAGAAUGUGAAUCAGUUGCUGCAUUGCAACUUCCUGGACUUCGUCAUGCGCUUCUAAUAGGAGAUGAGUAUCAGUUACCUGCAAUGGUUCAUAACGAGGAAUGCGAAAAGGCGAAGUUCGGAAGAAGCUUGUUUGAGAGAUUGGUUUUGAUUGGUCAUAACAAACAUUUGCUUAAUGUUCAAUAUCGGAUGCAUCCCUCGAUUAGUCGGUUCCCUAAUAAGGAGUUUUAUGAUGGGAGAAUCACUGAUGCAUCGAUUGUUCAAGAACGCAUUUACGAAAAGCGGUUUCUUCAAGGAAAAAUGUUUGGUUCUUUCUCUUUUAUCAAUGUGGGACGUGGGAAAGAAGAGUUUUGUGAUGGACAUAGUCCUAAGAAUAUGGUUGAAGUUACUGUCAUUUCCGAAUCAUAUCCAAUCUUUUCAAAGCAGAAGAUGAGUGUUGGAGUUAUUUCACCUUACAAGGGACAAGUAAAAGCAAUCGAAGAGAGAGUUGGUGAUAAGUACGGUUCCUUAUCAAGUCAGCUUUUCACUUUGAAUGUUCAAUCGGUAGAUGGGUUUCAAGGAGGAGAAGAAGACAUUGUCAUCAUCUCUACCGUUAGAAGUAACGUUAAUGGAAACGUGGGAUUUCUAAGUAACCGUCAAAGAGCCAAUGUGGCACUGACUCGUGCAAGACAUUGUUUAUGGGUGAUUGGUCACGAGACCACUUUGGCUCUAAGUGGUUCGAUUUGGGCAGAACUUAUAAGUGAGUCGAGGACACGUGGAUGUUUCUACGAUGCGGUUGAUGAUAAGAAUCUAAGAGAUGCCAUGAGUGAUGCUUUGCUUGAUAAUGUGUCUUCGAGUUUUGGAUUUUUUCGAUUAUGAAUGGCUUAUUAGAGUAGUAGAUAUAUAUGAAAAUA